Messenger RNA from Entrophospora sp. SA101, 489 nucleotides. Lineage: Eukaryota; Fungi; Glomeromycota; Glomeromycetes; Entrophosporales; Entrophosporaceae. The record is from the annotation of a GenBank genome assembly.
AUGAUACAACAUGGUUCGGUUAUUCGUAUAUGGACUAUCAAUGGAGAUCUUUAUGUAGAAAAAAGCAUAUCACAAUUUGCAGAUCCUAUUCAGUGUUGUAUAUUCUAUGAGGGUAAACAUAAUGAAUGGUUGUAUGAAGAUUUAAUUUUUACAGGACAUAAAAAAGGUGUAAUAAAGGUUUGGAAUAAGAGUUUGGUGCCAAAAACAACUUCUAACAAUGAGCAAAAAGGUCUGAAAUGGGAUUUAACUUUGAGGCAUCAAUUAAAACACGAAAACAGAUUUGGGCCAUCAACAACUACUAAUGUUGCUUCUUUAAUGGUUUCUGGAACUCAAAGAGUACUUUAUAGUGGAGAUUCUUCGGGAAAAGUAAAUUCUUGGGUGCUGCCUGAUGUGAAGAUUGAAAAUCACUGGAUGUCUGAUAGUAUAACAGACAAUUGUUUGACGUGCGGAAUGAGAUUUGCUGUAUUAGGUAAAUAUAGUAAGCUUUAA